GGUUGUUUCAGCAAAGAAAUAAGCAUCAGAGAGAGUCUUCUUGGAGAGACGUGUUAGCAAAGCCAGGAAAGAGAGUGCUGGCAGCUUUGAGAGGAGAGAGAGAGAAUGGCAAGGCAAGGUGCAGCCUUCAUGUUCGCCAUGGCAUUGCUCCUCGGGGUCUUUGCCUCCAUCCCCCAAAGCGUUGAGGCCAUCGGGGUGUGCUACGGCAUGAGCGCCAACAACCUGCCGCCGGCGAGCACCGUCGUCAGCAUGUACAAGUCGAACGGCAUCAACUCGAUGCGGCUGUACGCGCCGGACCAGGGGGCGCUCCAGGCCGUGGGCGGCACGGGCAUCAGCGUCGUGGUCGGCGCGCCCAACGACGUGCUGUCCAACAUCGCCGCUAGCCCCGCCGCAGCCGCCUCCUGGGUACGCAACAACAUCCAGGCCUACCCGUCCGUCUCCUUCCGCUACGUCUCCGUCGGCAACGAGGUCGCCGGCAGCGCCACGCAGAACCUGGCCCCGGCUAUGGAGAACAUGCACGCCGCGCUCGCCGCUGCCGGGCUGGGACACAUCAAGGUGACCACGUCGGUGUCGCAGGCCAUCCUCGGCGUGUUCAGCCCGCCCUCCGCCGCCGAGUUCACCGGCGAGGCGCAGGCGUUCAUGGGCCCCGUCCUGCAGUUCCUGGCGCGUACCGGCGCGCCGCUCAUGGCCAACAUCUACCCCUACUUGGCCUGGGCCUAUAGCCCGGGCGCCAUCGACAUGAGCUACGCGCUCUUCACCGCGCAGGGUACCGUCGUGCAGGACGGCGACUACGGGUACCAGAACCUCUUCGACACGACCGUCGACGCCUUCUAUUUUGCGAUGGCCAGGUACGGCGGGUCCGGCGUGCCGUUGGUGGUGUCUGAGACCGGGUGGCCGUCCGGCGGCGGCAUGGAGGCGACUCCCGCGAACGCGAGGAUCUACAACCAGAACCUGAUCAACCACGUCGGGCGCGGCACGCCGCGGCACCCGGGCGCCAUCGAGACGUUCCUCUUCUCCAUGUUCAACGAGAACCAGAAGGAGAGCGGCGUGGAGCAGAACUGGGGGCUCUUCUACCCCAACAUGCAGCACGUCUACCCCAUCAGCUUCUAACUAACUGAAGCUUGCCGGCUAGCUCCGUAUACACACCGUGCGUCCGUACGUCCGUUAGUACGUAUACACAUCAUGUAUACUCAUACGUACCUGUAGAUUAUGUAUUGUACAGGGCUUGCUUUGCGACCGCUGGGAGUAGCAAAUGCUACUCUCAGAUGCGUAUGCCGUGAGAAUUUUAUGUAUAAGUAAGAUAUAGUCUCGAAGGGAGGUGUACGUACUGGACGUAGAUAAAUACAGUACAACAGCUGAUCUCCCUUCCUAGCUAGUAUAUAGAAGUUGAUUGAGGUA
Molecule: messenger RNA, 1398 nt
Organism: Phragmites australis (common reed)
Lineage: Eukaryota; Viridiplantae; Streptophyta; Magnoliopsida; Poales; Poaceae
Product: lichenase-2-like
Exons: 2
Coding region: 106-1110 (334 amino acids)
Biological process (GO): carbohydrate metabolic process
Cellular component (GO): plasma membrane
Molecular function (GO): hydrolase activity, hydrolyzing O-glycosyl compounds
Source: RefSeq, a predicted model, not a curated record